GGCCCCCGACGUCCGGCAGGAGAGGCGCUCCCGCGGCCCGUUCCCCGCGGACGAGAGCGGCGGCAGCAUGGAGGCCCUCGGGGAGAGGGCACCCUCGACGGCGCGGCCCCUGCUGCGUCUGCUGGGCGCGGAGGGGCGUUUGGCGUCCUGCGGCGGGCAGGGGGAGGCGGUUUGCUGGCCGGCCGGCAUGGGCCGCGUCUCGGGCACCGUCCUGGCGGACGAGGAGUCGGAGCGCGACAGCGUCCACACGGGCGAGUCGCACGAGGGGGCCGAGGAACUGCAGGUGGAGCUGGCCCAGCUCUCGACCGAGCAGCUGCUGGCCCUGGUGGAGGAGAACAGCCACACCAACGCCAUGUUCAAAGUUGAAACAGAAAUGUUUGAGAAAUUUUUCACUAGAUUGGAGCCAAAAGACGUGGUAGGAGAAAGACACGGUUCAUCGCUGGACUUGGGACAAACACCAUAUCCGCGGGGCAGGCGCAAGUCGAAAUCCCGAAUCACAACGGAUCGUGUGAUAUGCCUGACGGUGGAACAGAAAUGUGACCUGGUGCAGCGGGAGUUGGAAGAGACCAAGGAAGAUCUGCAGCUGAUGAAGGAGAACUCAGAAAGGAACUUGCAGAAUUACCUGGCUAUCCUAGAGGAAGCAGAUAUUCGCUUGGUUGAAAUUAAGAGAGCUAUGAUGGAGUUUGACAAAGACAUAGUCAAAACUAUAACUAAGAAGAAAGGGAGCGUCAUUGCCUCUGAUAAGGUGCUGCGAUAUAUGGAGGACCAGAUUCGUUCUAGGGAUGUUAUGAAGGAAAAAAUCCAUUUGAAAAACGAUUCUCUAAAAGUUCAGAAGAAGAAGAUGCAGAUGCAACUCAAGCAGAAGGAGGAGCUGGGAGAGGCGCUACAUGAGGUCGAUUUCCAGCAGCUCAAGAUUGAGAAUGCUCAGUUCCUAGAGAAAAUAGAUGAACGGAACCAAGAUUUACUGCAGCUGAAACUGACUGUUGGCAACACCCUGCAGAUCCUCAACUUCUACAAGAGGAAGCUGCACUAUGCAACAGCCAUGGCUACCUACCUGGUGAAAGACAUUGCGCAGAGGAAGGAGUCCCUGGAGAAAAUUGCGCGCGAGGCCGUCCUUGUGGAAGAGGAACGGGUAAAGGCUGAGACCCUGAACAAAAAACUACGGCGACAACUGGCAGAAUACAAAGUUCCUCCUGUUCUCAACUACGUUCACGAGAAGGUGGCUGUUCACGAUCUAGAAAACAGCCUCAGGAUCUGGGAGAGGAAGGUGGAAAUUGUAGAGAUGGCCUUGAAAAGCUACCGCAAUGUUUGGCACAAGGCGAAGAUGGCCAGUCACCAGCUGCAGGUGCUUCUGCCCGAACAGGAGAGACGCAAAGCAACAGAGGGCCUCUAGAGAAAUAAGGAAAAGGGGGGCAGAAGAAAACUCGCAAGCCUUCUGCUGCACCCCUCGCCUCUUCGUCCUGAUGCAGACCUUCCUCCUGAUGAUCCCCCCCCCCCACCAGACCAAGGCAGGUUUUGGAUAGGCACGAAGCCCCUGGAGGUCACCAAGAGGGAGGCUUUCUCCAUGCUGCCUCAGACCUCAAGGCUUCUGUUUCUUCCUCUGCAGAUUGGCUUUUAAAGUCUGUUCAGAAACUGAUCUGUCUGAAGCUAUGAAUAGAUCCCGAUAGACCUGCUUGACUGCAGAGCUAUGAAGUUUAUUCAAAUCACUCAGCAAUAUGAGAAUGAAUAAAAGGAGUGGUAAUGCAUCCAGA
Molecule: messenger RNA, 1751 nt
Organism: Thamnophis sirtalis
Lineage: Eukaryota; Metazoa; Chordata; Lepidosauria; Squamata; Natricidae
Source: RefSeq, a predicted model, not a curated record